ACCACCUGUAUACUGAGCUCUCUGAACUGGUCUCUGUACACUGGUCUCUGUGAACUGGUCUCUGUAUACUGGUCUCUGUAUACUGGUCUCUGUGGAACUGGACUGGCUGUAAACUGGCCUCUGUAUACCUGUCUCUGUGGAGCUGGACUGGCUGUAAACUGGUCUGUGGAGCUGGACUGGCUAGAUACCAGUUCAGAGGACACCAGUCCCCCAUGGACAGCCAGCCUGGACCUCAGGGACUCUCUGGUGGACAUGUACCGAGCUAAUCCCAGAGUGAAUGCUGAGCUACGGCAACGUCUGCCCUCACCUGCAGCCCGGCAACUCAGCAACUCAAACCGGCAACUCAGCAAUUCAACCAAGCAACUCAGCAACUCAGCCCAGCAACUCAGCAUCUCAACCCAGCAAUUUAGCAACCCAACCCAGCAACCCAGCAGCCCUGACAGAUCUGAGAUCAGCCCAAGCCUGGACGCCACCAACUGGCCUCAAGCCCCUCUGUCCUCCCCCUCCCCCUUGUCCCACAGGAGGUCUGUCUCACCUGUCUUCCACAGGAGAUCUGUCUCUCCUGUCUCCGCUCUGUCCUCCAGGCCUUCAGGAGGUGCGUGGCAGAUGGACAAUGUGACCCCCAUCCGGGGCCCGUCUCCUCGGGCUGAGAGCUGUGGAGACGUCCUGGAUGGAGGAAGAGCAUCCAGAGGACCUGGUAGCCCCGCCCCCAGGAGACACCUGGUCCCCCCUGAGGACAGCUCUCAUCAGGGGAAGGCGUCUGGUCCAAUCACAGCGUCCGGCAGAGUUCAGACGCUUGAUGGAGAUAAAAACGUUUUGUUCCUCCUGAAGGAGCUCGACGCUCUGAGGGACUCCAACAGGAAGCUGCAGGAGGAGCUGCUGCAGAAGGAGGAGGAGCUGCAACGAAGGGAGGUGCAGGAAGAGCUGAGGGAGGAGCAGAGGGAGGCCAGAGCCUUGGAGAGACCUGCAGCGGUGUUGGACCAGAUCUUGGCGUCUCAGAGGGACAGAGAUCAGGCUCUGAUGUCACGACUCCUGCUGGCCAAUGAGGAGAGAGACGAGGCUCUGCUCCGAGCACGCCGCCUGCAGCAGGCCGCCGAGUCGGAGGACCUUCCCCUGAAAGACACUGACCAGUUUGUUAUUGAUCAGAACGUGGAGGAGCUCCUUCAGAGUGUUUGUGACGCAGACUCGGCGCAGGAAGUCCAACAGUUCGGCUCUAUUUUGGUCCAGCGGUUACAGAUGGCAAGGCAACGGAGAAAUUACAUCACAGCUCAGGAGAUGAAGGCUGUGAUGGAGGAGAGAGACGGCUCCAUCGCCAAGUGCAAACGUCUGGAACAGGAAGUGAUCCAGGAGAGAGAGAGGACGAGAGAGACCGAGCAGCUGAGGCUCCAGAGGGGAAGGGGCGGAGCUCUGGAGGGCAGACAGCGGCUGGAGGCGGAGCUACAGGUGCUACGAGCCAAUCACAGCUCUCAGGACACUCUUGCCGCUCAGGCCACGUCUCCUCAGGUCACGCCCCCUCAGGCCCCGCCCCUGGACCAGCUGCAGCAGCUGUCGAAGGAGAAGCAGAGCGUGGAGGCGGAGCUUCAGCGCUGCCAGGAGGCGGAGCGAGAAGCUCGGGAGAGAGUCAACAGGUUGGAGCGGCUCGUUGAGGUUCUGAGGAAGAAAGUGGGGACAGGAAGUCUCCGAGCAGUAAUCUGAAAGACAUUUUCUGAUUUAAUUUCUUUAUUUUUCUAUUUUCUUCUUCCGGGAUAUAAAAAGGUCUGUUGUUAUUAUUACUGUUAAGAUACGUUGUCUGUUUUUCUUUUCUUUAAAGUUUCACACUUCUGUUGUUUGUGUGUAUCAGGUGUAAUCAUGAUUUAUUUCUCAUUAGAUAUUUGUCUAAGUGUCUAAGUAUAUACAUUUCUGAGUUAAAAUUGAAUAAAAUCAACGAAAUACAUGAAACAAAUGAAAAAUGUUUAUUGUAACAACUUUUAUUUUCUUGUUUAUGAGAUUCACAGCGAUCGUUGAGUUAAACAUUAAAUCUGAAGCUGCAGUUAACUUUUUACAUCAUACUUCAUUUUUACUCUCUAUGUUCCAGAAAGU
Molecule: messenger RNA, 2079 nt
Organism: Centropristis striata (black sea bass)
Lineage: Eukaryota; Metazoa; Chordata; Actinopteri; Perciformes; Serranidae
Gene: mipol1
Product: mirror-image polydactyly 1
Exons: 14
Coding region: 253-1695 (480 amino acids)
Source: RefSeq, a predicted model, not a curated record